ACUGCUGCUCGACUCAGCUCAUCCUCCCAAAGGCAUCAGGGAUAUCAUAUGUUUAUUUCUAUCGGAUACUGGUUCAGCUACUGGAAAGCCUAAUUUUAAAUCGUCCGCAGAACAUCCUUCAGGACAGCRGGGAAUGGAGGUCAGACAGGGAGCGCAGGGCUGGGGAGGCUCUGGGCGGGUCGCGUUGCUGGCAGCRGUGCUGCUGUGCCUGUGCUGCCGGGCGGCGGCGGAGCGGGUCCGCUACUCCAUCCCCGAGGAGCUGGGCAGAGGCUCGCUCGUGGGGCCGCUGGCGCGGGAUCUGGGGCUCAGCGCGGRCGAGCUSCCGGCGCGCAAKCUGCGAAUAGURGCUGGUGACGAAAAGCAGUACUUCAGUCUGGAGGAAGAUAACAGAAAUCUGCGUGUAAACGACAGGAUAGACCGAGAGAGCAUCUGCGGGUCCGUGUCACCCUGUGUCCUCAAUUUGGAGGCAGUCGUGGAAAACCCUUUUGACAUAUUUCAUGUGAGUGUUACUAUCCAGGAUAUCAAUGACAAUGCUCCGCAGUUUGAUAGAGAAUUUGUUACUAYAGAAAUUAUCGAGUCGACGCCUCCUGGGACCAGGUUUCCAUUGGGCAAUGGCAGAGACCCCGACAUUGGGGUGAACUCUUUACAGAAUUACGAACUUACCCCCAAUCCAUUCUUCUCCCUCUUAGUGAGGGAGAGCCCUGAUGGGACAAAACACGCKGAACUGGUAUUGGAGAAAAUGUUAGAUCGAGAAAAACAGAAACAUCACCAUUUGAUASUGACAGCGGUGGAUGGUGGGGAUCCAGUCCGAUCCGGGACCGCUCAGGUAAAGAUCAACGUGACCGACGCAAAUGACAACCCCCCAGUAUUCACCAAAGAAAUCUACGAGGUUCGACUGAUGGAAAACCUGCCAGAGGGCUCCUUAGCUUUUCAGGUGAAAGCUACUGACAAUGACCAAGGUACAAAUGCAGAAAUCACCUACUCCUUYAGCGACAUAGCAAAAAGUGUCCGCCAGCUCUUCACUCUGGACCCCAGGACCGGGGACGUGAAGGUUACUGGCCUCUUAGAUUACGAAGAAAGGAAAUAUUACGAAGUGAGUGUUGAAGGCAAGGAUGGGGGCGGGCUUACUGCGCACGCCAAAGUGCACAUAGACAUUAUAGACGUAAACGACCACGCUCCAACCCUUUCCCUCCUGCCUAUCCUAAACCCGAUACCCGAAGACUCAAUCCCGAGCACAGUUGUAGCUGUGAUCAACGUCCGUGACAAAGAUUCGGGUGAAAACGGAGAAGUGAGCUGUAAAAUGGACGGAAAUUUGCCUUUCAGAUUAGAAACUUCAUCAGAGAACACAUACAAGCUAAUAAUAGCCAGUGCUCUGGACAGAGAAAAUGUCUCGGCUUAUAAUAUCACUAUCACUGCCAAGGACCGUGGGCGGCCGGCGCUGUGGAGCAGCACGGAGCUGGUGCUGGAGGUGUCGGACGUGAACGACAACGCGCCGGUGUUCGAGGAGGCGGCGUACAGCGCCUACGUGGCGGAGAACAACGCGGCGGGCGCGCUGGUGCUGCGCGUGCAGGCGCGGGACCGCUUCUCGGUGGCCGGCGCCGCCUUCCCGGCCGACUUCUGCGAGGGCACCUUGCCCUACUCCUACAACCUGUGCGUGGCGGCGCCGGCCCGCGCCGUGCCCGAGGCCGCUUGGCCGCCGCCGCCGGUGCCCAUCCUGUCGGCGGAGGAGCUUCUGGGCGGGGAUUGCUGCGAGAAGCCGACUGUGAACAGCAGCGCCGUUGUGGGAGAGCCGCCCGCCUACCCCGACACAUCGCAGUGUGUUAAGACCGGUAAUACUUCGUACGUCUUAUUAAGAGACUUGCAUUACAUUACACUGUGCGUGCAGUGCCGGGAGGAGGCUGCGGGCGCCGCUGUUGACCGAGAGGAGAUUGAGGAAGGUCGGAGCGCUGCAGCCCCGCCCACUGAGGCCCGGCUCGAUCGCUCUCCCGUAGCGCAGGUCGGCGGCGGAGCGGCGUGA
This is a messenger RNA of Malurus melanocephalus (red-backed fairy wren), 2017 nucleotides long. Its product is annotated as protocadherin gamma-B5-like. Gene Ontology annotation, cellular component: plasma membrane. NCBI's taxonomy places the organism in Eukaryota, Metazoa, Chordata, Aves, Passeriformes, Maluridae. The record is from RefSeq and is a predicted model, not a curated record. The transcript is spliced from 3 exons. Gene Ontology annotation, molecular function: calcium ion binding. The coding region runs from base 134 to 2017 and encodes 627 amino acids. Gene Ontology annotation, biological process: homophilic cell-cell adhesion.